This is a messenger RNA of Mugil cephalus (flathead mullet), 2336 nucleotides long. Its product is annotated as MAGUK p55 subfamily member 4-like. The record is from RefSeq and is a predicted model, not a curated record. Gene Ontology annotation, molecular function: protein binding. NCBI's taxonomy places the organism in Eukaryota, Metazoa, Chordata, Actinopteri, Mugiliformes, Mugilidae. The coding region runs from base 170 to 1996 and encodes 608 amino acids. The transcript is spliced from 21 exons. Gene Ontology annotation, cellular component: adherens junction; plasma membrane.
UAGUGUCAGGUUUGGUUUGGUAGUAAUUUCACAUCCAUGUCAGUGACUCCCACUGCUGAUUCACUUCAGCUCCGGAGAUCACAAACUGAAACAUCACCGUAGUGGAAACUGGACCGCAGAAAGACGAGACAAACAAGACUUUCCUUCCUCCUGAGUCUGGAAGAUCACCAUGAGACAAGCUAUGGAGGAUGGCGUCACUGAGAUUCUGUCCGGUGUGGUGGAGGAUGUUGAUCAAGCCGCCAGCAGAAACAUUUGCGGCGCUCAGCUUCUGCAUGAACUACUGACUGCACCGUGGCUGCGAGCGCUGCUGAAGAUUUAUGAAUGCCUGUUGCAGUUCCAGAGGCUGACACCGAGCCCCAUUCUGCCUUACGCCACAGGACUUUCACACGAGAUCAUGACGGUAAUACAGAAGUCCCAUCGUCCUUCAGCUGAAGCUCGAGAGCUCCACCGCCUCCUCAGUUCACCACACAUCCAGGCUGUGUUAUCGUCCCAUGACAGUGUAGCACAGUCAGACUAUGGACCCGUCUUACCGCCUCUGCCUGAUGAAUUGCCGGAGGAUGAGGAGGCCAUGAGGAUCGUUUGUCUGGUGAAGAAUAAUCAGCCACUGGGGGCGACCAUAAAGAGAGACGAGGGGACGGGGGAGAUCUACAUCGCCAGGGUGAUCCACGGAGGCCUGGCUGAUCGCAGCGGACUUCUCCAUCCUGGUGAUCUGUUAGUGGAGGUGAACGGAGCCCCAGUGGUGGGUCUUGAGCCAGAACAGGUCAUCCAGAUACUGACAAAUUCCCAGGGCACCAUCCUGUUUAAAGUCAUUCCCAAUCCAGCGCAGCUCAGCAGCAACCAGAAGCCGGUGUACAUGAAGGCUAUGGUGGACUACUCCCCCCAGCGGGACUCCUCCAUCCCGUGUCCGGAUGCAGGCGUGGCCUUCAGCAGAGGGGACCUGCUGCAGGUGGUCGACCAGUCCGACGGACAGUGGUGGCAGGCCAGGAAGCUGCCCUGUGCCACUUCCUGCGCUGGUCUGAUUCCCUCUGCCGGCAGACUGAAGAGUAAACAGAGGGAACACUGGUGGUGUCAGCCACUACAGGUUCAUACCUGCAUCAGACCCUUGAGCGUGGCAGAUACCGAGGGUGAACCAGCACAAGCUGAUGAGAAGCGCAUCACAAUCAAUGUGGAAGAAAUAAACUUUGACGAGGCUGAGUGUCACGUUACCGAUGGGAUCUACCUGGCUGGUUUCCGUCGGAGUUUCCGUCUCUGGAGGAGGACGUCCUACAGGAAGAGACGUCAGUCCUGCACCUCCUGCUCUCCCAGCACCAACGCCCUGCACACGCCCUACGAGGAGGUGGCGCUGUACCAGCGGUUGCCGCAGGAGAGCCACCGCCUCAUCAUCCUCGUCGGUGCUUCAGGAGUUGGAGUUAAUGAACUGAGGAAGAGACUCAUCAAGCUGAACCCUUCAACUUUCCAGGGAGCCGUACCGCACACCACUCGUCCAAUCAGAGAAGGCGAGCAGAGGGGGAGGGAGUACCACUUCGCCACCAAAGAGCUGUUUGAGUACAUGGUCUGUAACCACAGGUUUGUGGAGUACGGGGAGGUCGGGGGCCACUUGUACGGCACCAGCAUCGAUGCCAUUGAAGAGGUGCUGAAACGAGGCCGGAUGUGCAUCAUUGAUGUGGAACCACGGUGCAUUCAGCCGUUGCGGACGAGGAAGCUGAAACCCUACGUGAUCUUCGUCAAACCCCCCAGCCCAGAAAGACUGAGACAAACGCGGAGAGACGCCCAAAUCAUCAGCAGCUACUCCACCAACAGAGCCUUCACAGAGGAGGACUUCGUGGAGAUGGAGGAGGUGUCCCGGCUGAUCGAGCUGAAGUACAAGCAGUUUUUCGACAGCGUCGUGGUCAACGACGACCUGCAGGACGCCUGCAUGCAGCUCUGCUCCACCAUCCAGAUGGCACAGGAGGAGCCCCAGUGGAUGCCCGUCAGCUGGGGCCGACCCGAGGGCUAGAAGCUGGAGAAGAGGGGAAGAGGAGAGAUGUAAAAAUGACAAGAGACAAAGGGAAACAUGAUCCAGUAGGUAGACAUAUUAGUGGGAAGGAAAAUAUUUUGACAAUAAGAAAAAAGAGAAAUAUAGAAAUGUGAAAAGAAAUGGAAGAUUUAGUUCUAAACUCCUUAAAAAUGGAGAGUGACAAAGAAGGAAGGAAGUUCUUUUGAAUUUAUUCCUGUAAUUAGCUGCAAAUUAGCAUAAGGAAAGCUGGCACUGAUAAAAGCCUAGGAGUGAAACAUUUAUUUCAUGGUAUCGGUUAUUAAAAGCUGCACUUUCAUGAAAUAAAUCACAUCUUUUGAUA